AUGAGUAAUAUUUUUAAAUAUAAACAAUAACUAAAUUUUAAUAACAAUACUUAAAAUUCUCUGUCUUCCCUAGAUGACAAUACUCCUAAAACAAUUGGUUCACUUAACACAGCUUCUUAGCUUUCCUUUGGCGAGCUAACUAAUUCACCAAUAAUAGAAGAUAAAUCUUCUAUGUAUUACCAAAACUCAAUUGGACAUAAGAAUAGAAGUGUGAAUGAAAACAAUAAUCUGAAAAGAAUUUAAAGGCAUAGAUAACUGGUAUAAAAUAAUAUUAAAGAGCUUGCAAAAGUCAUCAAUCAUAACUAUGAAAACAAAAGCAACAACUUAUCUAAAUAGAAUUAAUAAAAUAUCAAUAACUCUCCUUAUUUUAAUAAACUAAAAAUAAAUAUCGUCAGUAAAGAUUUAAAAUCUCUUACCAAUAUAACCAAAGAUUAAUAAAAAAUUUUAGGUAAAAGAAAGGUAAAUAAACGCUAUUCAGCUUUGUAAUCUGAAACAAAAAAUUCUGCUUUAGACUAAUCUGAGUAUUUUAGUACUAGAUCCUCUAAACCUAAGUUAAGCUUUUAGGGAUAAUUUGAAAGUAGUUAAUCUUCUUUUUAAUAACUCUAAUUACCAUCAUUAACUUUUAAGGAUAAUCAGACUAGUACCUUAAAAUACUAAUCAUUGGUAAAUAUUAAACUAAAAGAAAGUUAAUAAUCUGAAGAAAAACUUAUCAAAAUAGAAGAUUACAGUAAUGAUAAAGAAAUUAAUAAAGGAAAUCUAAACAACUAAUAAAUUACGAAAUAAAGUGAAACAAUAAAUUCGAUCAAUAUUGACAAAUCUAAUUUCUAUGAAAAGUUUUAAAUAUUUUUACAAAAUUUUCCUUCUCAGUUUAGAAAAUUGAUAAAUAAAAAUGAAAAUCUUUGUAACGCACUUGACUUUUUUAGAAUUGAAAGUAUCAAAAGCUAAUCUGCAUAACUAGAUUUACUCAUUAAAUUUUUGAUUAAUUGCCUUAAAAUGUUUUUUAAAGAAAUUAAAUAAAUAGAGGAGAGUUUAGAUAGCUAGUUUUUUAUGAAUGAUGUAUAGAACAUAAAUCAGCCAAUGAAACAGCCUAAAAAUAAGAUAAUUAUAAAUUGCGCAACUGCUUAGCUUAAAUUAUCAAAAAAUCUUUUCAACGAUAUUUGUGAAACUGUAUUUUAGAUAUUAUAAAAGUUCGAAAUCCCCAAUAUACAUUUCAAGGACAUAAAAAAAUUAAUUGCAUAAUAGUGGGAUUCUUAAUUAAGUUGUGUGACGUUUGCUGAUAAAAUUGGCGGAUAUCGUAACUUAUUACCUAUUAUUGAUAACUUAUCAAAUUAGAUUAUAGAUACGUUUUAACUUUCUAAGUAGGAGCAGGAGUAUUUAGAACUCUAAAAUUACUCAAAGCUACUAGAAAUCAUGAAAGAAAUAAUUAAAAAAUAUUCUCAAGAAGUAGAAGAAAUAAAUAAAGUCUAAGCAAAGGCAAGCAAUUAAAAGUCUAUGCUAGAAGAUUAUAUAGCCAAAAUAAAGGCUGUAUUUCAGAGUAAGAGCUGCUUUGGAGCCUUUUCAAAAAAUACUCCCUUCUUUUUAGUAAAAUACAUACUAUGGAAUGCCUUAUUUAACUCUGCUUAAGGCAAUCUAUUUCCUAAUGAGAUUAAGCUGUUUAUUAUGUCUAUCUUUGAAAAGUUGAGAAAUGAAUGCUUUAGCACUGCUUAUUGGAAACAAGAUAUGAUUUCUCAAUAGAGAAUGAAUAUUCUAUAUAACACUAUCUCAUCUAAAUAGCAGCUACUUAAAUACUUAGGACCUUAUUUCGUCUCUCAAGAGAAAAUUUUUUGCAAAGCUCUACUUUAAUUUAUCAUAGGAUAAAAUACGACUUCGGAAUUUUUAAAUAAUAUAAAAGAAUAAAUAGACCUCAGUUCUAAUUAUUAAUAUUUCAUGAACUAAAUAAAUAUUGCCAUGCAAGAAGCAUUGAUGACUAAUAGUAUGAUAGCUCUUUCCAACAUCAGAAUCUUAUUAUAAAAUAAAUUCUUUUUAAUUAAUCAAAACUUAAAUCAAAAGAUAUUCCUAAAAGAAUCUUUCUUAUAAGAGCAUAGUAUCUAAAUCAAAUCUAGUGAUAGCACAAGUAUUGAGUAAACCAUGCAAAUAAUAUUGAGCUUGCUUCUUUCUCAGUUUAAUAGAAAGCAAGAAAAUUAAGAUAAUUUAUCAAAUUAUUUUAUUAGCUAACAAAAGUUGAGUUAUAAUGAAAAAAUUUAAAUAGUAACCAAAUACUUGCUAACUAUAAUUCUUGAUACAAAAUCUUAUUCUGUGUUUGAUAUCUAGGAAAUACUAGAUAUUCACUAAUUGGAGAAAAAUAUUCAACUUAAGCAAAAUAUACUAAAUGAAAGUAAAAAGAUAUUAUAUUCAAUUAAAUUGAGUAUAUAAUAGGUAAAUAUCAUUUAAUAACUUCUGGAAUGCAGUAUUUUCCCAGCUAAUUCUUGA
This is a messenger RNA of Tetrahymena thermophila SB210, 2469 nucleotides long. RefSeq lists its product as hypothetical. The record is from RefSeq and is a predicted model, not a curated record. Lineage: Eukaryota; Ciliophora; Oligohymenophorea; Hymenostomatida; Tetrahymenidae. The transcript has a single exon.